Dicrocoelium dendriticum is the source of this 3543-nucleotide messenger RNA. Lineage: Eukaryota; Metazoa; Platyhelminthes; Trematoda; Plagiorchiida; Dicrocoeliidae. The record is from the annotation of a GenBank genome assembly.
AUCAUGAGAAGAUCUACAGACAAUGUGGCCGUCGAACUUGCUCGACUAGACCGCCGAAGUGUUAAUUUCCAACAUGGAUAAAUGUGUCAAUAACAGUGCAGUCCCCAUAACAGGGCGCAUCGUAGUAUACCGGAAACUGUCGCCGCAAUACGCUUGCGGUGUUCCAUCCGAGGCAUCUUCCGGCGGUUCCGAGGUGGAUUGCACCAAUGUCGAAAUGAAGACCACGGGCGGUUUGAUGAAAAACAGUGACUCCAUGGUUUUGCGUUCGAAGAUGGUAACAGAUGCAGCCACCUCGUUCACUUACGGUAGACAGUCGGCUUAUGCAAGCAGAUCCAGUGUGGUGAAAAGCGAAUGUACACCUAACUUUCUGGAACACAGAACCGCAACCCACAGAUUGUCCUACCCGGAUGUAGUGCUGGUGAAUUCUGUAGGAAAUCAAAAGCUAAGUCCUGGAGUCAUUUGGGAUUGUGCAAUUCCUUCUGAUCCGAUGACGGUAUCGAGGCAGAUAAUCGAGACGCAUUUGGAGCGUACGAGACAAACGUACUGCAAGAAUGCACAAUUAGGAUGGUGCAAUGAAGUGAUUGUUUAUGCUAAAUUAGGAUACUGGGAGCCGAACUCCUUGCCCCGACCGCUCCUGGAGGAUCCAUAUUUUACAGAUGCAGCGGUCGCUUCACAAGUUGUUUCCACUGCCUUUGAUCGCAGAGGGCCGAAAUCCAACUUGCAAUCUGGCCCGUCUGUGAACACAGUUACACUACUAAUCAAACAGAAACCGUCCCGGAAAACAUGACGAUAAUGCUGCCAUGUGUCCGACCAGAGACCCGAUGAUCAGGUACCAGUCCGUUUGUGUUUAACAAGCCAUCAUUCUUUCUGUUGCCCUGUAGUUAAACGGACGCUAAGGAAGCUUAGUGACCUAGACAGAUUCUACCGUUCUCUACAAAAGGAUGAUGUCACCUUUGAGGAACUCAACUUGGCGGUUUAUGUCUGCCAGUUUGGAAUCAAUUUGGGUCUGAGAAGAUCGAUGAAAAGUUACGAGGAUAACUACCAUCGCCUAGUGAGAGUUGGCCUUGCUAGCGUGACUACGGCAGGUGUGUCAACCUUGGAUCGGCCGCUAAGUUCGCAUUCCAGAAGGACUUCGAAGGCAUACUCCCGGUCGGAAAUGGAACGUGUGCUCGAUCAUGUGACCUUGUCGGGUUUGAAUGACUUCCAUACAUAUGAAAAAUAUCGGAUAGAUGAACACUGCUCACUAGAAAACGGUGCCAGCGGUUGGACUGACAUUGAGGGCCUCCUCGCAAACACAUCGGAUCGACUCUCUUACGCUUCAGAAGGCAGCAAGUUACCCUGCAGCGAAGAUGUUGCCGAAGUUAUUGAUUUCUCCUUGGGCGAUACAAGGGAAUCGCAGGAACCAGAGGACACCAUCGAAAAACGGUGCAGAGACCCGAUAGAGGUGAAGGUGAGUACAGUGGAGCAGUGUAAGACGGCUAAAAACCAGGCUGAUGGUGGAGAAGUCAGCUCUUCGGAAAACACAGUCCUUAGCGCUCACGGCCCAAGUUCUCGAGAAUCACAUGGAGAUCGGAGUAACCCGCUAAUUUUCAAUGCAAUUGGCUGUACGCAGCAGGGUGUGGGGAGCAUAGACAACGUCGGAAGGAAAUUUCUCCAGUUACGUAUUCUUACACCACGACACCUAUUGUCGGCCACUGGAGAGCGUCAGCGUUUGUCUGAUGAUACGGUGGAGAGAGGACGAAAGUUCGUUUCCGUAUCGAAGGAAAUUCUGACAUCGGAGGAAAGAAUGGAGUCCCAUAGUUACAGACCAGCCCAACGUCUCCAUCAACCAUCCAUUAUGAGGUGUCGCUACAGGGUCCAUAUUCCCAAUUUAGAGGACUCAACACCUCUGCCUGUUCUGGUGCGAGGAAUGAUCGAGGCGUCAACUCAACAAUCAACACGUUCUAAGGAUCACGCUCGAACAUCUGAUUUCACAAUGCACAAUUUCCUCCAACGUACUAUGAGAAGAAACCCCAUGUUGGCCCGCAUCCUUCGUGACCAGACAACGAACAUAUUAGAAAUGUGUGAAAAACAGUUAGAUAUAAAAUGUUCGGUUGGCAUACCUGAUAGCAAACGGUCACAUGGAAGCAAUGUUUGUCCUUCUCUACUGCCGGAGGUUCUACCUAGUCAUACACCUAAUCCUCUUCAAGGCACACGUGUGCAUAUGACGGGACUUCUUGGGACACCAAGAGUAGCAAGCACGGGGAAACCCAGGCGCUUCAAGCCCAAACACGUGAAACCCAUACCCUCCGUUAAAACACAACCGGCAUUUGAUAGGUCGGCUUCUGCGUCAAGCAGCAGCACCGCCAGCAUUGUAAGCAAAAUGGAUACCCAGCACCUACGUGAUAACGCAAUUAUCCCAGCAAAUGACUUAGUAUUUGUCUCAUCGGCACAUCCUAACCGUACGCUUGCUAGUGCGACAGAAUUAGAAGCAAGACCAGAAGUGAAGAAGAGAUCGCAUGCCAUUUUGGUACCCAGAAUGCAUUCAAAAGUGACCAGUCUACUGCAUGCAGUGAGUCAUGAGUUGGAAAGCGUCGCCCCAUUUACUCUGGAACUUUUUACCCAGACAUUGCGCCGAGUUAUACCUGAAGAAAGAUGGCAGGAUGAGCGCAAUUCCUUUAACAUUCUGGCUGCUUUGAAAAGACUUGGUGGAGAUUUGCUUGUAUAUCGUCACUCCUCGGGACAUGUGGUUCGCUUUAAAGUUAUGUCCAUUUUGGCAGCCUCUGCAAAAAAUCGUGUGCUGCGAAGGCAACUGCAAUUCAGUGCUCCCCUCCAAGGAAACUGGUUGGAUCAGCUACUUAGAACGCUGUCUAGCGACCGACCCACUUGCCGCCUAGAGGCAGCUCUUACUUUAGCCAAACUCGCCACGGAGUCCAAACUGAUGAAGCAACUCAUCAAGGAUACCAAACAAAACGUUGUGGCCGAGAUAUUUGCAUCCUUGUUGCGUUCGGCAGAUUACCAUCCGCAGAGUUGGCCCGAGUGCUACUUGGCGCUGGCAUUCUUUCUGCACUAUAACCAAUGUCAACUGAUGCAUGAUGCCCUGAUCGAUCGAGGGAUACAGUACGGGUUGGAGCAGAUUGGACCCUCCUGGCUCCGAUUGUUGUCAUAUGUGUAUACUUAUUGGUGUCCCACUGUUCUUGAGACACUCAGUAUCAAUGAAAAAAGAAUAAGCAACCUUUUGGAUACCGCCAUGAGAAAUCCUCUGACGAAAAAGGUAGCCAGAGAAACACUAGCGGCUAUAAGUGAAUAUCACACAAUCGACUGCAAUCUAUUUUCCCUCUGGCGUUCUGGUUCACAAGGCCAAAAGCGGGAGGGCUGUGGAUCAGUCAGAACCAAAGGUUGUGGAUAACGCCCGCAGAAAUACGAUCUAAAUCUUCGCACAAGAAUAAUAAACGAGUUUUUCUACACAUCAGAGAUAUGUGGUGGGGAUAUCGUGAGUUGAAAAGUGGAAUUUAUCAAUGGCAAACAUUUUAUACCAACAUCAGUCAAUAUAAUUCCCAUCCA